AUGAAGUACAAGCUCACUAAACAGAUACUGGACACCAUUGGGUCUAAAUUCCCAGAAAACCUGGAACAAUUCAAACAACAAGGCUGGAUAUCGCAUAACGACCUUGUUUGUCUCAUUAAAUCGUCCAAUGAAUCUUUCCUUAAAGACCUUAGUGUCUACAAAGACCAGCCGGUUCAACCUCCCAAAUCGCCAGAAUUCCUCAAACACAUGCAACAAUUACGUGCAAAACAGCAGGAGCAGGAGUAUCAGCGAAUGGUGGCCCCGGUCAGCGGAACAGCUACAAAUAUGUCCUUUUCCAAGGAGGCCAAGGAGGUGAAGCACCAGAUCACCACAAUCAUCAACAUCCUGAUCAGCGUGGUUUCCGUCGCCUACGCCCUGUGGUACUGGACAGGCUCGGUGACGAUUUUCAACGACGCGUCCCGGGUGCUCAUUGCCCUGUUUGGAGCCAUCCUCCUCGUGCGAACGUCCUGGUACUCCACGAAGAACUCGCCGCUGUUGUGUCUCUCGUGCGGUGUCAAAUUGCAGUUCGAACACGAGGACAAAAUCGGUUUCACCCAUUACGAUGAGAACGACAAGGGCUCCAAGAAACCCACCACGAUUACAGAUUAUUUCGGCCUAACGCGUGAAGAAAUGCUCUCAAAAAACUUCAGAAUAUACUACGGUAAUCUCCCUGAGAAACACGAGUAUUACAAAACCAAGGGAUCGGGCAGAAAACCUGUGUGUUUGCGAUGCUGGGAAGCCGUCCAUCAAAAUGUCUACAAAAAGGAAGACCAUCCGUUUGUCCCUGUGGAGCAAGCUCUCAAGCAAAUACCAAAGACAGCCAAGGUUGUCCAUGUUGUCUCUGCUCAGGACUUCCCUCUGUCUGUCAGUAACAAAGUGAUAGGGCACUUUGGAAAGGAUAAUGUCUGGGUCGUUGUCAACAAGAUGGACCUUCUUUUCACUGGGACCUCGUUUCUGGACUCGUAUGGAGGCAAGUAUUUUGGCAAGAUAAUCAGAAAGAUGACAGGAGUUGACAGGGACAGAGUGAUUUGUGUGAGUUCGAAAACUGGGGCUGGAAUCAACGAGCUUGACAAGCGGCUACCACAGGGUACAUUGUAUUUUGUUGGAGAAACAAACACAGGGAAAAGCAGUCUAGUGCGCAAACUUGCAGAACACCAGAAAGAGAGAAAGCACGGGUCAAAGAUGGUCCUGCCACAGGCAAUUAGCUGGCCCCUAUUCACCAGAAGCCUUUACCGGGUUCCUCUGGAGCAACGUAAGAGUCAUUUGAUUGACACCCCUGGGUACACUGCACCAGAUGGAGGAAUUUACAAAUAUGCCAAGAACGAGAAACUCCAGGGCAUCAGCACCAUCAAACGGAGUCCGUCAGAGCUCCCUCGCAAACACCAGUUGAGAUCUAUUCUAUGCCGGAGCCCACGGUUCUUUUCAGGCAAAACAGUUUUCAGCGUGGGCGGUAUGUUUUUCAUGCGUCCGCCGAAAGGGUAUGGUCUGCGGGUGAAUAGCUGUCUGUCUGGCAAAGAGCUGAGAUUUACAGACCUCAAUUCGGGAGUCAACGCUUUAACAGUGCACGGACCUGAAUUUAGAGAGAACUUUGUGGUUUCCAGUGCUGCCGCUGGAGAGCUGUCUCGGUACGUGAUUCCUGCGUUUUUUGGAGCCGUGGACAUUGUGAUUCGAGGAGUUGGCUUUUUGUCAUUUGCCCCGACCGGAAAGCUGUGUGAGAAUGAAAUUUUUGACAUAUGGGUGCCCAAAGGUCUAGAGGUGAUUAUCAGAGAGAAUAUCUUCAACUACAUCUACAAACGGCCACAGGAAGUGCCUGGAGGCGACAAGAAGGUCAAUUUAUACCGAAAGGUGCCUAACGACAGACUAAUUUACACUCGACUGAUCCCCGUCCCCGAGGACAGGUCUACUGAGCAGGUGCUCAAGGACAUCGAUCCGGAUGGAACCAUCCGCAAAGAGCUUGCGAGCGCGCCAGUGGAGCGGAAAUUCUCAAACCCAGGCUUUUCCAAGAUGGUGCAAAAUCCCUUGCCUGGAGUGAAACCGGCCAAUGAAACGAAGGCAUCCACCUCUUUGAAGGAGCUGCUAGAAGCCUCUCGAAAUCUGCCGAAACGGCUCAACGACGUGGGCACCAUUCAUUUGGGACUCAACGAAAUCAAACGCAAGGCUUUUGAGUUGAGAAAGUACAACAAAACAGACUCGGACUCAAACCCAUACACCAAGGCUCACUACCUGCUUGUUGGGAGUGGGUUCACUAUUGAAGAGAUCCAGAGCGAGCUCGAUUCGAUCGAUGUUCGUCAAUUGGACUCGACUCAUGUUUCGAACGUUGUCAACAUGGGCGACAUCGAGAGCUACAUUAGCAGCCGCAAGGACGAGACCAUUCUGGCGGCUAUUGAACAGUCGUUGAGCACAGCCGCUCGUGACUUUGACUCGUAUGUCAACAAGAACAUAACUAUAGACUGGACGCAGAGAAAGAAGGAGCUCCAAAACUCGCUUUCCACUCUCUUGAAAAGAACCCAACCAGGAACGCACCGGUCGUCGUCUCCAGAAAAGAAACUGAAAGCUACAGAUAGCAGUCUGGACAAGCAACUGAUAUGGAACAACACAAAGAACAAGCACAUUCUGUCGUCCAAGCUCGAAUUCACCGACGUGAAACUGUCAGAGUCGAGAGCGUCCAACCCAACAGCCUCUUACGGACUGAGACAGAAGUUCGAGCUGUAUGCGCAUGUGAUUUACGAGCUCAACGAUGCCAGAGAGGCAGGCCAGUCGUACCCAUUAGCAACUGUGUUUGCCGAUUUGUCGAAGCAGGAGCUGGGAUCGAGAUCUAAGCAACUAAACGAAACAUGGCUCAUUCUUAGAGAUUUCUGCGAGACAGAAGACCCGAAAUCUGGCCAAGCGUUUGAAAGAAGGUUUGCCAAAGGCCAUUGUUCCAACUCUCUCACCGACUUUGACUCUCUCACGCUGCGUAAAAGAAUCGUCUCCCGCAGCAGAUACUUCCUGGAGUCUCAAUUUUUGGACUACAUUGGUGAGCUCUACUUCAAGUCGGACACUGCCGCUUCUUCAGACCAGUUGGUUUCCAACGUGACCAAAGUGAAAAACUUUCUGGACCUCACAUUGAAGGGAAAGAACAAAGAGUGGAGAGUUCCAAACCUCACGUUUGUGAACGGGAACCCAAUCUGGGCUGUUUUGUUCUAUCUUUUGCGUGCGGGUUGUUACGAGGACGCAAUUGAGCUGGUGACGGAGUCGAACGACUCGUUCCAGAAACUCGAGCGCUCGUUCCCGCUCUACUUGAAGAGCUACUGUCAGUCUUCCGACAAGAGAUUAUCGCGUGAACUGCAAGGAAGAAUAGUCAACGAGUUCAACCAAUACUUCAAGCAUUUCAGCAAAGACACAGACCCAUUCAGAUACGCCGUUUACAAGCUGAUUGGCAAAUGCGAUCUUAGCAAGAAGAACCUUCCAUCAAUCACUCUGAGUAUCGAGGACUGGAUCUGGUUCCAUUUAUCGCUGAUACAAGAAGACGAUUUUGACGACGACGAACUAAUUUCCGAGUUUUACACUUUGAGCGACUUCCAGCAGUCAAUUCUCCAAUUUGGUGCCGAUUCGUUCAACGCUUCUGCAAACAACCCAAUGUACCUGCAAGCACUAAUUCUGACGGGUCUUUACGAGAACGCCGUCAAGUAUCUAUUUGAGACCAGCGAGAUCGAUGCUGUUCAUUUGGCUAUCACUUUGGCAUACUUUGGUCUCUUGAGAGUGUCAGAGGACAAGCCCCAGGAAGCAGAGAAGCUUCUGAAUGUUGAUUCGGACGGGUUCACUUCCAUAUCCUACGCCAGACUGCUUGGGUUCUACACGAGCAGCUUCAAGAUCUCCGACCCGCGCGUGGCAGCAGAGUACCUGUUCUGUAUCUGUCUAUGCGAUGGUCUGAAACCUGCGUUGCGCCAGACCCAGAUCGCGAUUGGCCAAGAGGCUAUUCGGGAGCUGGUUCUGGAAACCAGAGAGUUUGUUAUGCUACUUGGAAAGAUCGACAAGGAUGGAACCCGGUCGCCUGGAAUAAUCGAGCAGCGCAAGAAGCUGCUUUAUUUGGAUGACAAAGAGAGUUAUUUACACAAAAUUGCAGAACAGGCUGCUGUGAAAGCGGACGAAGAGAGCAGACCUUUCGACUGCAUUCUGCUGUACCAAUUGAGCGAGGACUAUGACAUGGUGAUCACUUUGGUGAACCGUGUGCUUGCGGAGUUUUUGAUCUCGAUUGAUCUCAAGACUCCAAUCGACGAUAUUUUGGACCAGGAUCUGAUCCAAGGAGAGACCAACAUUGUGAAGCUGGCACAGAGACUGAUGAAGAUCCAUUCUGCCUCGCCAACGAUUUUGGGCAAGGUUUCUGUGAAACAGCGGGAAACGUGCAGCACUCUGCUGGACAUGGUGGAGAUCAGACGGCAGUUCACGACGGCCAACCCGGACUAUGCUGCGUUGUUGAUCAAGAUCGAGCAACUGAACGUGAUUCCGUGCUCUGCCACCAUCGAGCUGGAGAAGAUCAGAGCCAAGUCGCAGGAACUCAAAACCAUUAGUGAAGCCAUCACCAAGAACGUGCCAAACUUGCUGGUGAUCGAGAUGAGCUGCAUUGCCCAACUGUUCUACGAACUGUCGCAGGGAUACGACUCGAACGUACUCAAGGUUCCCCAGCUCAGCUCGCCCAAUGCUUCCAAGGAAGACAGACUAGUCACGCUCCGCCAAAUGUCUCGGAACUCGUUCGGCUUGGACUCAUGGUCGCUUUCGUCAGAGGACGAAGAGGACGACGACGACGAUUCCGACUCGGACUCUUCCUCCUCCACCUCGUACUGCUCCUCGUCAUGCGGAUGA
Messenger RNA from Ogataea philodendri, 4842 nucleotides. RefSeq lists its product as uncharacterized. Gene Ontology annotation, biological process: vacuolar proton-transporting V-type ATPase complex assembly; poly(A)+ mRNA export from nucleus; protein import into nucleus. Lineage: Eukaryota; Fungi; Ascomycota; Pichiomycetes; Pichiales; Pichiaceae. The coding region runs from base 1 to 4842 and encodes 1613 amino acids. The record is from RefSeq and is a predicted model, not a curated record. Gene Ontology annotation, molecular function: structural constituent of nuclear pore; GTP binding; GTPase activity. The transcript has 4 exons. Gene Ontology annotation, cellular component: nuclear pore.